Maylandia zebra (zebra mbuna) is the source of this 1005-nucleotide messenger RNA. The record is from RefSeq and is a predicted model, not a curated record. NCBI's taxonomy places the organism in Eukaryota, Metazoa, Chordata, Actinopteri, Cichliformes, Cichlidae.
AUGUCUGAUCUUCCUAUUGACAGAAUCUCAGCUGAUCUUCCACCAUUUACUUAUGUUGGUGUUGAUUAUUUUGGACCAAUAGAAGUAAAGAGAGGCAGGAGUCUUGUUAAGAGAUAUGGAGUUCUCUUCACAUGCCUAACCUGUCGUGCAGUCCACCUUGAGGUGGCACAUUCUCUUGAUACAGGCUCCUGCAUUAAUGCCAUCAGGAGAUUCAUCUGCCGCAGAGGACAGGUCAAAGAAAUCCGGUCAGACAAUGGAACCAACUUUGUCAGCUCAAAUCGUGAGUUAAAACAAGCUAUGUUAGAGCUAAACCAAAGUAAAAUCCAAAAAGGUUUAGCACAGGAUGGCAUAAAGUGGACCUUUAACCCGCCCUAUGGGGCCCAUCAUGGUGGAGUAUGGGAGCGCUUGGUGCAAGAAAUAAAGAGAAUAUUAUACUCUAUCACAAACCAGCAAGUACUAGAUGAUGAAACCUUGCAUACAGUUUUUUGUGAAGUGGAGGCUAUACUGAAUGACCGCCCAAUCACACCUUCUUCUGACGAUCCCAAUGAUGUAGAAGCUCUUACUCCAAAUCACUUGCUCCAGUUAAAAGGCAAACCUGUGCUGCCACCAGGUUUAUUUAAAAAAGAGGAUCUGUAUCUGCGAAGACGAUGGAAACAAGCCCAGUAUAUUGCGGAUCUAUUCUGGAAAAGGUGGGUGAAAGAAUACCUUCCUAUGUUGCAGGAACGACAGAAAUGGAACAAGAUUCAUAGGAACUUUUGCAUUGGUGAUGUUGUGCUUGUUGUUGAUGGAGCUGCACCAAGAAAUUCUUGGCCCAUUGGCCGCAUCACUGAAACCAUGGCCGAUGCACACGGAGUAGUUCGCCGUGUUAGAGUUAAGACACGAACAAAUGAGCUGGAGAGGCCAAUCAACAAAAUGUCUCCUGGUGGAGGCCAUCUAGAGGAAACAAUGAAUGUUUGCCUCCAACUGAGCCAAGUUCUGGAACCUCUGACUCUACAUUUACACUGA